Messenger RNA from Seriola dumerili (greater amberjack), 2720 nucleotides. RefSeq lists its product as uncharacterized. The transcript is spliced from 8 exons. NCBI's taxonomy places the organism in Eukaryota, Metazoa, Chordata, Actinopteri, Carangiformes, Carangidae. The record is from RefSeq and is a predicted model, not a curated record. The coding region runs from base 120 to 1784 and encodes 554 amino acids.
CUGACAGGUCACAUUUCAGACUGAUCAGUGUUGGAUGUGCAUGUUGGCACUUAGGUGAAGAAGAGGAGUUUGUCUGAAAGCUGCUGAUGGGGUCAACAGAGGCUGAACAGUGAGGAGACAUGAAAGCUGUGGUUGGACUGUUGCUGAUGCUGCUCGGAGUCUCUCAUGGUGUGGAAAUCUACUGUGACGGCAGACAGGAUGGAGCUCAGUGUUAUGGAGCUUUGGGAGGAACUGUGGUCCUCCGGCUGAUAGCCAGCGCCUCAGAAAUAACUAGAUACCAAUGGAAAUUCAACACAACAAUAAUAUUAAGUGGGAAAAAGAAUAGGAUUGACUCUAAUCUGAGAGCAGACAGAUCCUUCUUUACUCCCAGUUAUGGAACAUUUAGGAUCAAUAACCUGAGCAGGGCUGAUGGUGGUGAAUAUACCCUAGAAACAUUUGAUUCCAGUGGACACGGUUCAAAGCCUCAGACUCUACAGUUGUUCAUUCAAGCUCCUGUGUCCUCUGUCCGGCUGGUCACUGAGUGUCUGUCCCAGGGAGAGAUGAGGGCGUCCUGCUCCUCUGAGGGAGGGGACAGUCCUCAGUACAGCUGGACUCUGGGUGGACGCACACUGACACGCACUGAGCUCCUCUCUGGAAAUCAUGAGACUAACAACAUCACUCUGAAACAACACGUCUCAGCACGUCUGGUCUGCUCAGUCAAGAAUAAUGUCAGUCAUGUCUCCAAAGAGGAGACGAUAUCUAACUGUGGCUUCAUCUUCAUUAAUUGCACCUCUAAUGGGAGGCGCAUAUCACAGUGGGUGUUUGCAGCCAAUAACACACUGUGUAUUGAGUCGACAACAGCCCCUACCACGGUCACAGAAGUGGAGCCCUCCACUGUGGGUGUGGAAAUCUACUGUGACGGCAGACAGGAUGGAGCUCAGUGUUAUGGAGCUAUGGGAGGAACUGUGGUCCUCCGGCUGAUAGACAGCUUGUCAGAAAUAACUAAAUACCAAUGGAAAUUCAACACAACAGUAAUAUUAAGUGGGAAAAAGAAUAGGAUUGACUCUAAUCUGAUAGCAGACAGAUCCUUCUUUACUCCCAGUAAUGGAACAUUUAGGAUCAAUAACCUGAGCAGGACUGAUGGUGGUGAAUAUACCCUAGAAACAUUUGAUUCCAGUGGACACAGUUUAGGUCAUUGGACUCUACAGUUGUUCAUUCAAGCUCCUGUGUCCUCUGUCCGGCUGGUCACUGAGUGUCUGUCCCAGGGAGAGAUGAGGGCGUCCUGCUCCUCUGAGGGAGGGGACAGUCCUCAGUACAGCUGGACUCUGGGUGGACGCACACUGACACACACUGAACUCCUCUCUGGAAAUCAUGAGACUAACAACAUCACUCUGAAACAACACGUCUCAGGACGUCUGGUCUGCUCAGUCAAGAAUAAUGUCAGCCAUGUCUCCAAAGACGAGACGAUAUCUAACUGUGGCUUCAUCUUCAUAAACUGUACAUUAUGUGAUGGGACGCACAUAUCACAGUGGGUGUUUGCAGCCAAUAACACACUGUGUAUUGAGUCGACAACAGUCCCUACCACGGUCACAGAAGUGGAGCCCUCCACUGUGGAUAACUCCCUGCUCAUAUGUGCUUUGAGAGCAUCUGUGGCAAUUCUUUCAAUCAUUGGGAUCACCGUCUAUUUUAUUUGGAAGAAAAAGAAAUCGGAGAAAUCUGAGGGCUCUGCCAUCCCACCAACGCCAGAAUAUCCGGACAACUCUGUUUUGAUGGUUGAAAUGAGAAAUUCCGCAUAUGAACUUUAACUUUCUGAAAUGAACAGUUUAGUGUCGUCUCUCUUGCUGUGUUGGCUCAUGUCUUCGUGGGUGUGAAAUAAUCAUUGAGAGUGAAAAUUCUCUGUGUUUUCAUUCUCCAUAAAACUACAUCUGACUGUUGUGUUGAUAGUUUAGCAGCUCACUGUGACUGCUUUUCCAUUUUCACUGCACCACUGCCUUUGGAGAGUGAUAAAACAUCCAGAGGUCCACAGCUGCAGCUGUGAUCACAGAGCAGAGAAAACAUUAGUGGUAAAUGUACAGUUGAUCUAUACAAAACGUUUUCUUUCAUUUCUGCUGAAUUAAAUGACAGUACAUAAAGAUUAAAACAAUUAAUAGUAAAUGUGAAUAUCAGCUGAUGUAAAAACCUGUUUGUCCUGAAGCAAAAUGUGACACUGUAAAACUUAAAGCAUCACGUUAGCAGUGAAACUCAUUUUGAUGCCAGUUGCAAAUGAUUGAUAUGGAAAUAUCACUUUUCCAUUUCAUCACUGUACAGUGAAAACAAUGUAUAUACAGACUUGGUGAUUUAGAUUUUUUCAGUUAAACUGAAGGAUUAAAUGUUGCUUGAUGGGUUGAGAACAUAACUCUUUCACUUCUUCAUGUAAAUCAACCGUUUUGCAACACAGUGGAUUAUCUGAAAAAGGAACUGUCACAAAACACAAAUAGCAGAAUUUACUUAUAAAAGAAAAGUUGAUGUUUUGGAAAUAGGCGGUUUUCACGUGUGUACAGGUGCUUGGCUUAGUGAUUUUGCAUCAAAAUAUGUUUUUUAAGAUUGUGUGUUUUUUUUUUUACACCAUCAUAAAUUACAGGUAUAUUCACACAUAUGCUUAAAGUACAUAACUCAGAAAUGAUGGAGUUAUGUAGAUAAUGGUUUUGUGUUUUUCUCCCAAAUUUUCAAACAUUAAUUGUAUAAAACCGUUUAAAGCAUUA